AAAAUAGUUAAGCUAGUUCGAUUUCUUUCUUUUUCCAUUACAGAAAAGGAAAACAAAAUUAGAAGAAGCAAAGAAAAUUCUAGGGUUUUUCUUGAUCGACUGCAGUGCUUCUUCUUCGUAAAUAAUUAUUUAUCUGUGCCUUUUUGGCCGUUGGAUCUGAUCUGAAUGAUUAGUGUUUGGCGGUUGAUUCCGUGAGAUCAAGAUGAUUUUGUUGCAGAGCAUACCGCGUGUUGCUGCUUCACCUGGAUCGGGUUCGGGUCGGGAUGACGGUGGCUUUCAGGUGAAGCUUGAGCCGUCAUCGUCGUCGUUGAGUUUGGUGCCGUUCAAAGGCCGUGAUUCUCUUAAUCAUGAAGUCGAUGAAGAUAUGCAUUUGGCGCUCUCUCAUCAGAUGUACAAGGCUGGAAACUAUAAACAGGCACUAGAACAUAGCAAUACUGUUUAUGAGAGAAGUCCACUUCGAACUGAUAAUCUUCUUCUUCUGGGUGCUAUUUAUUAUCAGCUGCAUGAUUAUGAUAUGUGCAUUGCAAAAAAUGAGGAAGCUCUUCAAAUUGAGCCCCGUUUUGCUGAGUGUUAUGGAAACAUGGCAAAUGCUUGGAAGGAAAAGUGUGAUAUUGAUCUCGCAAUUCGUUAUUAUUUAAUUGCCAUUGAGCUCCGGCCGAAUUUUGCUGAUGCUUGGUCAAACCUAGCCAGUGCAUACAUGCGAAAAGGGAGGCUGAAUGAGGCAGCACAGUGCUGCCGUCAAGCAUUAGCAUUGAAUCCUCUACUGGUUGAUGCUCAUAGCAACCUUGGGAACCUAAUGAAAGCACAAGGGUUGGUACAAGAAGCAUACAGCUGUUACCUUGAGGCUUUACGCAUACAACCGACUUUUGCUAUUGCGUGGUCAAAUCUUGCUGGUAUCUUUUUGGAGUCCGGUGAUAUGAACAGAGCUCUUCAAUAUUAUAAGGAAGCUGUAAAACUGAAGCCCACAUUUCCUGAUGCAUACUUAAAUCUUGGAAAUGUUUAUAGGGCCUUGGGAAUGCCCCAAGAGGCUAUUGUGUGCUACCAGCGAGCUGUUCAGACACGACCAAACUAUGCAGUAGCUUUUGGAAAUUUGGCCAGUACGUAUUAUGAAAGAGGUCAACUGGAUUUAGCAAUUCUUCACUAUAAGCAAGCCAUUUCCUGCGAUGGAAGAUUUUUGGAGGCUUAUAAUAAUUUGGGUAAUGCAUUGAAGGAUGUGGGUAGAGUGGAGGAAGCAAUCCAAUGCUAUAACCAAUGCCUUGCAUUACAACCAAGUCAUCCACAAGCACUCACCAACCUUGGGAAUAUAUACAUGGAAUGGAACAUGGCGUCUACUGCUGCUUCAUAUUAUAAGGCGACAUUGGCUGUCACAACAGGGCUGUCUGCUCCUUUUAAUAAUCUUGCUGUAAUCUAUAAACAACAGGGAAAUUAUGCGGAUGCUAUAUCUUGCUACAAUGAGGUUCUUCGCAUUGAUCCCCUGGCAGCUGAUGGACUUGUAAACAGGGGCAAUACAUAUAAGGAAAUUGGUAGAGUAAAUGACGCAAUUCAGGAUUACGGACGUGCUAUCAACAUCAGGCCAACUAUGGCUGAAGCUCAUGCAAAUUUGGCUUCAGCUUAUAAAGACAGUGGACAUGUAGAGGCUGCUGUGAAGAGCUAUAGGCAAGCAUUGCUACUUCGACCGGAUUUUCCUGAAGCGACUUGUAACCUUCUGCACACAUUACAGUGUGUCUGCUGUUGGGAAGACCGCGAUAAGAUGUUUACUGAAGUUGAAGGAAUUAUCCAGAGGCAGAUUAAUAUGUCUGUUCUUCCUAGUGUGCAACCUUUUCAUGCCAUCGCCUAUCCCAUCGAUCCAAUGCUAGCUCUUGAAAUCAGCCGUAAAUAUGCAGCCCAUUGCUCCAUUAUUGCAUCUCGUUUUGGACUUUCUUCGUUCAAACAUCCUCCGCAAAUUCCUAUACGGCACAAGCGUGGUGAUAGACUUAGGAUUGGUUAUGUCAGCAGUGACUUUGGCAAUCAUCCCUUGUCACAUCUUAUGGGAUCUGUAUUUGGCAUGCACAACAGAGAAUAUGUGGAGGUUUUCUGUUAUGCCUUGAGUCCAAAUGAUGGUACUGAAUGGAGGCAGCGUAUUCAGUCUGAAACUGAGCACUUCGUAGAAGUUUCUGCCAUGUCAGCAGAUACUAUCGCUAAACUGAUUAAUGAGGAUAAAAUACAGAUCCUUAUCAACCUUAAUGGUUACACCAAGGGUGCAAGAAAUGAAAUAUUUGCCAUGCAGCCUGCUCCCAUCCAAGUGUCAUAUAUGGGAUUUCCUGGGACAACAGGGGCAACGUACAUUGAUUAUUUGGUUACUGAUGAGUUUGUUUCUCCUACACGGUAUUCACAUAUUUAUUCAGAAAAGCUUAUUCACAUGCCCCAUUGCUAUUUUGUGAAUGAUUACAAACAGAAAAAUUUGGAUGUUUUGGAUCCAACAUGCCAACACAAGAGAUCUGAUUAUGGUCUUCCAGAAGAUAAAUUUAUAUUUGCAUGCUUCAACCAAUUGUACAAAAUGGAUCCUGAAAUUUUUAACACAUGGUGCAAUAUUCUCAAACGUGUACCGAACAGUGCACUGUGGCUACUUAGAUUCCCAGCUGCAGGCGAAAUGAGGCUGCGCUCAUAUGCUAUUGCACAAGGAGUGCAGCCGGAGCAAAUCAUCUUCACGGAUGUUGCCAUGAAACAAGAACAUAUAAGGCGCAGUGCUUUAGCAGAUCUGUUCCUUGACACGCCAUUAUGUAAUGCGCAUACCACAGGGACAGAUAUUCUAUGGGCUGGUUUACCCAUGGUGACACUGCCUCUUGAGAAAAUGGCUACAAGGGUUGCUGGCUCACUAUGUCUUGCUACUGGACUUGGGGAUGAGAUGAUUGUUAGCAGCAUGAAGGAAUAUGAAGAGAGAGCAGUGUCCCUGGCAUUGAAUCGGCCGAAGCUUCAGGCUCUUACCAAUAAACUGAAGGCGGUCCGUAUGACCUGUCCUCUGUUUGACGCAGCGCGAUGGGUUCAAAAUCUGGAGAGGGCGUAUUUCAAAAUGUGGAACAUCCAUUGUUCUGGCCAGCAGCCGCAACACUUUAAAGUGACUGAAAACGAUUUGGAGUUCCCUUGUGAUAGAUAAAACAGAGUGAGAGUGAGAGAAUAGUCGGCAUUGUAGAUAAAAGCAAGAGAAAAUUAUAGAUUAUUUAGGAAAGUAUACAUGGGUUAAAACUAUUCAGAUGAUCAAAGUGUGAUGUGCUUGGUUAUCAUUAUUGUCAAUGCAGAAAAUUAUGCAUUUUAUCUA
Messenger RNA from Mercurialis annua (annual mercury), 3295 nucleotides. Its product is annotated as probable UDP-N-acetylglucosamine--peptide N-acetylglucosaminyltransferase SEC. Lineage: Eukaryota; Viridiplantae; Streptophyta; Magnoliopsida; Malpighiales; Euphorbiaceae. Bases 203 to 3133 code for a protein of 976 amino acids. The record is from RefSeq and is a predicted model, not a curated record. Gene Ontology annotation, molecular function: protein N-acetylglucosaminyltransferase activity; protein binding. The transcript is spliced from 27 exons. Gene Ontology annotation, biological process: protein O-linked glycosylation.